CUAAAAUAUUUGUAUAAAUUCAACAUCCCUAAAUCAAUUUUUUUGUUUCAUAACAAGUAUGAACAACUUCACUACCAACACCAUGGUAUUCUUGCUUUUCCUCUUCCUCUCUCCAUCCAUUGUCUUUGGUUGGGGAUGCCCAAGGUAUUUCAACGUGGAUAGUAAUAAAUGUUCAGAUCAAUAUUGCGACGGUUAUUGUAAUUCUGACGCGUUUAGCGGUUACAUUUGUCACUUACCCGGAAUUUGCGAGCAACCGAGUCAUUCUCGAUGCAUAUGUAGUCUUCCGUGUGAUGGAAAUCCAUUCAAUGAACCUAAUUGUUGCAAAAACCCGUUGGAAAACCCUAAUUGCUUUUGUUCAAGAAAUCCUGCUUGUCGUCCUCCUAUUCAAGCUUAGUUAUGAUUCUCCAUAUGUAGUUAUCAACUUAUUAUGAAAGAAUAA
Messenger RNA from Lactuca saligna, 439 nucleotides. Lineage: Eukaryota; Viridiplantae; Streptophyta; Magnoliopsida; Asterales; Asteraceae. The record is from the annotation of a GenBank genome assembly.